CGACGAACUGUUUUGGAGAGAGUUGGCAAGGCCGAGCACCAUGAGGACCUCCGCCACUUCGUUCAUUGCAGCAGGUUCGCUUGCCUGCUUGUCCUCCGCGAGCGCUUUCCUCUUCCCUUCUGCGGCCGUAGACCUCCGUUCAGCAGCGCCGACAAGCGUUGCUUCGCAGAGCAUCAGCCGCAGCAGCAGCGGCAGACGCGCGGUGAUUCUGUUCGCCGAGAAGGAGGACGGGGCCGAGGAGCAAGAGCCUAUGGAUCUCGACUUGGAACAGAUGUUCGAGGUGUUCGAAGCGGCCGACAAGGAAGUAUCGGACGAAGAAGUGGGCAAGAAGGGGGGCAAGAAACCAGCAGCCCGGGCGAAAGACCCAGCAGAGGCGAUGGGCGACAUGCUCAGCAGUUUCUUCGGAGGGGGAGAAAAGAAGUAGACUGUUGGUUUGACGGCUCUGCGCAUAGGCUUCGCCGCAUUGUUUCGUUUUUGGUCCCACGAUGGUGUAUACGGACGCAUCUGGAUUGUCGAUGCCUCACUUGUAGGUGGGCGCCAACUGUAGCGCAAUCAUUUUAUUGUAGGUGACUUGCUUGUAUGUUGUUGGCCGAGGAGUUCGAGUCCGUGUUUUCAUGCCACAAACGGAGUCUCGAGCGAAACGGGAUAGGGCGACGAUUACUUGUCAUGAGGGAUAGCGACGGGCAAAAGACAAACCAAUUGGAUCGAUGAUUUCGAGCAAAUUGGGCAGGAAUGGCUAGACCAACGUGCGCUUCGGAGUUUAACCAGUGUACUGUGUGCGUUGGGUUGGAGCAAGUCCUUCGACCUUCUAGAACCGUAGCGGCAAAUCGCCAGUCCGAUGUGUGGCUGUUGCUACUCGAAUGAGUGCUUGAUCCCGCAAAACAACUUCUAGUGCUGCUUUCGGCUUGCGUUCAGCGUGCCUACGACGUGGAGCGGCACCGACGGGUGGGGUCGAAGUUUGCGCGGACGAGAAUAAAGUAAUAAUCGUGUUUUUGCUUUCACCACACCCGUGAGUGUUUACCGACCGUACCACCGAUAGCGCAUGAAGAAUGUCCGCGUCGAGCCAAGCAUGGUAGAGCGGGCAUAGUGUGCGUCUUGCCGUCCAUCUAUUCUGGACGUCAGCGUUGCAACUUCCACAUGUUGGACGUACCGACAGCCUCAUACAGGAUAUGGGAUGUUCUUUAUUUGGCUGUGGUGCCAUCCGUAGGUCCUGAGUCUUCCUGAAAUUGGCC
This is a messenger RNA of Ectocarpus sp. CCAP 1310/34, 1232 nucleotides long. The record is from the annotation of a GenBank genome assembly. Lineage: Eukaryota; Phaeophyceae; Ectocarpales; Ectocarpaceae.